AUGGCGUCGACAAGCCACUCUGGUGUCAACUAUGGAGCCCAGGUGGGAAUCAAUUAUGGCACAUUCACGGCAGACUUCCACCUGCCUCCGGGUAAGUCUGGAACGGAACCGAACAAGGAGCGGUCGGAAACCCCGCCCAGUCCUUUGUCAACUGUCCCAUUCGCACGCGAUCCAGACUUUGUCAGUCGCGACUCACUGCUCAAUCAGAUUCGCGACAAAAGCCUAGUCCUUGGGUCGAGGAUUGCGCUUGUUGGCCUUGGCGGUGUCGGAAAAUCACAACUGGCCAUCGAAUACUCCUACCUAGUCCGAUCUCAGGCACCGGCAACAUGGGUUUUCUGGGUCCAUGCGAGUAACGCAACCAGAUUUGAGCAAAGUUUCCGAGAUAUAGCCGACCAGGUUAAGAUCCCGGGGCGCCACGAUCCACACGCUAAUAUAUUCAAACUGGUCGAAAACUGGCUCCGGGAUGAGAAGAGAGGAAGUUGGGUUCUUAUCCUUGAUAAUGUCGAUGAUGAUGAGUUCCUUCGCAAGUCUCCGGCGACAGGCCCGGGAGACCCAAAGAACAGUCUACUGAACGCCUCCACAAAGCCACUAUUGGAAUACCUCCCAAGAAGCUUGAAUGGAUUUGUCAUUAUCACGAGUCGGACUCGAGAGGUUGCAUUGAAAAUGGUCGAUUACAAGGACCUUAUUGAAGUUAAACCGAUGGAAAGGUCCGAGGCGCUAGAGCUUCUCCAAAGAAAGCUUGAACAACCAGGGGACAGCCAAGAAAGUCGACAAUUAGUGGAAGAGCUCGAGCUUAUACCACUAGCGAUCGUACAGGCAGCAAGCUAUAUUAGGAACAGGGCGCCUCGUUGUUCGGUAUCGCAGUAUCUAAGAGACUUCCAAAACAGUGACCGCGAAGCAACAAAGCUUCUGAAAACUGAGGCGGGUGACCUCUACCGGGAUUGGGAGGCAAAGAACUCGAUUUUGGUGACGUGGCAAAUAUCAUUCGAUCAUAUUCGCCAAAGAAAGCCGUCGGCUGUGGAUUUGCUUUCUCUCAUGAGCUUUUUCGAUCGGCAAGGGAUCCCAGCGGGACUUCUCCGAGUUCAACCUGAGAAUAACCAUAUGUCAAGGUCGGAGCUUUUAGAUGAUUCUAGUGAUGACGGGGAGGUAUCUGAAUCCGACACAUUCGACGAUUUUGAAGAUGAUAUUACAACGCUGAGGGAUUUUUCAUUUAUCUCUGUUAGCAAAAACGGUGUUUUCUUUACGAUGCAUAGGUUAGUACAACUAACUACACGUAUGUGGCUGAAGAGUCAUGGUCAAACGGAGCGAUGGAAAGAGAGGUUCAUCAGUAACCUUUCCUACAAGUUUCCGACCGGUGAAUAUGAAAACUGGGAAAUAUGCCGAUUGCUCUUUCCUCAUGUUAAAGCAGCGAUUUCGGAGCGGCCCAAAUCACAGGAAUCUCUACGGAAUUGGGCUACGCUACUUUAUAAUAGUGCAUGGUAUGCAUUGUGGAGCGGUAUCCUCGCGGAUGGGAAGGAUAUGGCAUUAAAAUCAAGGAAGCAGAGGGUAAUACUAUUAGGUGAAGAACAUGAAGAGGCCCUCGAUAGCACUACGAUGCUAGCGAGAGCAUGGUCGCUUCAAGGGCACUGGGAGGAGGCCGAGAAGCUCGAGGUGCAGGUGAUGAAGACGAGCAAGACGAAGCUCGGCGCGGACCACCCCUCCACGCUGAUGAGUAUGGCUAGUCUCGCGUCGACCUAUAGGAACCAGGGCCGGUGGGAGGAGGCCGAGCAGCUCCAGGCGCAGGUGAUGAAUACUCGCAAGAGAAAGCUCGGCGCGGACCAUCCCGACACGCUGACGAGUAUGUCCGAUCUCGCGUCGACCUAUAGGGACCAGGGCAGGUGGGAAGAGGCUGAGCAGAUCCAGGUGCAGGUGAUGGAGAUGACCAAGACGAAGCUUGGCGUGGACUAUCCCGACACGCUGACGAGUAUGGCCAAUCUCGCGUCGACCUAUAGGGAGCAGGGCCGGUGGGAAGAGGCCGAGCAGCUCGAGGUGCAGGCGAUGAAGACGAGCAAGACGAAGCUUGGCAAAGAUCAUGCCCAUACGCUGACUAUUAUGACCAACCUAGCAGCGACCUAUUGGAAUCAAGGCCGGUGGGAGGAGGCUGAGCAGCUCCAGGUGCAGGUGAUGGAGAUGAGCAAGACGAUACUCGGCGUGGACCACCCCUUCACGUUGACCAGUAUGGCCAACCUAGCGUCGACCUAUAGGGAGCAGGGCUGGUGGGAGGCGGCUGAGCAGCUCGAGGUGCAGGUGAUGAAGACUCGCAAGACAAAGCUCGGCGCGGACCAUCCCUCCACGCUAACCAUUAUGGCCAACCUAGCAGCGACCUAUAGGGAACAGGGCCGGUGGGAAGAGGCUGAGCAGCUCCUGGUGCAGGUGAUGGAGAGGAGCAAGACGAGGCUUGGCGAGGAUCAUCCCGACACGCUCACUAGUAUAGCCAAUCUUGCGUGGACCUAUUGGAAUCAGGGCCGGUGGGAGGAGGCCGAGCAACUCCAGGUGCAAGUGAUGGAGAUGAGCAAGACGAAGCUCGGCGCGGCCCACCCCUCCACGUUGACCAGUAUGGCCAACCUAGCAGCGAUCCAUAGAAAGCAGGGCCGGUGGGAAGAGGCCGAGCAGCUCCAGGUGCAGGUGAUGGAGAUGAGCAAGACAAAGCUCGGCGCGAACCAUCCCAACACGCUGCAGAGUAUGGUUAAUCAUGGCUAA
This is a messenger RNA of Penicillium riverlandense, 2739 nucleotides long. RefSeq lists its product as uncharacterized. Lineage: Eukaryota; Fungi; Ascomycota; Eurotiomycetes; Eurotiales; Aspergillaceae. The transcript has 3 exons. Bases 1 to 2739 code for a protein of 912 amino acids. Gene Ontology annotation, cellular component: kinesin complex. Gene Ontology annotation, molecular function: protein binding. The record is from RefSeq and is a predicted model, not a curated record.